AUCUAGAGGCCAGAGGCGCCUUCCUGCCGCGUAUAUAACGCAAGUCUGCAGCCGGCAGAACUCACAGUUGCAAACUGCUCAGCGCUGAGGGAGCCAGCGCACAGAGCACAGCGCAGGCAGGAAGGCAAGCGAGCCCAGCCAGCCCAGCCAGCCCCGAGGUCAUUCGGUCGCUCCCCUCAGCACGAUGGAUCUGCAUCUCUUCGACUACUCGGAGCCGGGGAACUUCUCGGACAUCAGCUGGCCGUGUAACAGCAGCGACUGCAUCGUGGUGGACACGGUGAUGUGCCCCAACAUGCCCAACAAAAGCAUCCUGCUCUACACACUCUCCUUCAUCUACAUCUUCAUCUUCGUCAUCGGCAUGAUUGCCAACUCCGUGGUGGUCUGGGUGAACGUCCAGGCCAAGACCACGGGCUACGACACACACUGCUACAUCCUCAACCUGGCCAUCGCCGACCUGUGGGUCGUCCUCACCAUCCCGGUCUGGGUGGUCAGCCUCGUGCAGCACAACCAGUGGCCCAUGGGCGAGCUCACGUGCAAGGUCACGCACCUCAUCUUCUCCAUCAACCUCUUCGGCAGCAUCUUCUUCCUCACGUGCAUGAGUGUGGACCGCUACCUCUCCAUCACCUACUUCACCAACACCUCCAGCAGUAGGAAGAAGAUGGUGCGCCGGGUCGUGUGUGUCCUGGUGUGGCUGCUGGCCUUCUGCGUGUCUCUGCCCGACACCUACUACCUGAAGACCAUCACAUCUGCGUCCAACAAUGAGACCUAUUGCCGGUCCUUCUACCCCGAGCACAGCAUCAAGGAGUGGCUGAUCGGCAUGGAGCUGGUCUCCGUCAUCUUGGGCUUCGCGGUUCCCUUCUCCAUCAUCGCUGUCUUCUACUUCCUGCUGGCCAGAGCCAUCUCGGCGUCCGGCGACCAGGAGAAGCACAGUAGCCGGAAGAUCAUCUUCUCCUACGUGGUGGUCUUCCUCAUCUGCUGGCUGCCCUACCAUGUCGCGGUGCUGCUGGACAUCUUCUCCAUCCUGCACUACAUCCCCUUCACCUGCCGGCUGGAGUACGCCCUCUUCACGGCCCUGCACGUCACGCAGUGCCUGUCACUGGUGCACUGCUGCGUCAACCCUGUCCUCUACAGCUUCAUCAAUCGCAACUACAGGUACGAGCUGAUGAAGGCCUUCAUCUUCAAGUACUCGGCCAAAACCGGGCUCACCAAGCUCAUCGAUGCCUCCAGAGUCUCAGAAACAGAGUACUCUGCCUUGGAGCAGAGCACCAAGUGAUUUGCCCUGCACAGGCGCUGGGACCGGCGUGCUUUUGAACAGGCCCUGUGGUUUUCUAGAGCAAAGCAAAGUAGCUUCGGGUCUUGAUGCUUGAGUGGCGUGAAGAGGCGGGCACGCGUCCCCGUGGGUCCGUUCUCUUUCUCUUGACAACGGGGCUGUCGUUUGGCUGUGCGUGCCGACAGUGUGCAGCAGGCAGUGCUGUGCGUCGGAGCCAGCUGAGGACAGGCUUGCCUGGACUUCUGUAAGAUAGGACUUUCUGUGUUUCCUGCAUUGUUUUUAUAUGGUGAUUUGUAUUUAAAUUGUAAGACUUUAUUUUCUCACUCUUGGCGUACCUUAUAAAUGUAUUUGAAAGUUAAAUAUAUUUUAAAUAUUGUUUGGGAGGCAUAGCGCUGACGUAUAUUCGGAUUGUUGUAGUUUUAAGGUUAGUUUGACUUCGGUUUUGACUAAGGAUGACACUAAUUGUUAGCUGUUUGAAAAUGUUAUAUAUAUAAGUAUAUAUAAAUAUAUAAAUAUAUGCCAGUCUUGGCUAAAAUGUUUUAUUUACCAUAGUUUUAUAUCUGUGUGGUGUUUUGUACCGGCACGGGAAAUGGAAAGAAAACUGCUCUGUUACGCGGUUUGUGACAUUAAUAGUAUUGUAAAGUUACAUUUUAAAAAAAAACACAGAAAACUCUCCUGGGCUGCAAAUCGGCGCACACGACGAACAAUCGCAUUUCAAAAUCUCAAUUUGUAAGUUAUUUUUAUAAAUAAAGUUUUUUUGUUUCCUAAAAAUGCA
Messenger RNA from Callithrix jacchus (white-tufted-ear marmoset), 2045 nucleotides. RefSeq names its product atypical chemokine receptor 3 (gene ACKR3). The record is from RefSeq and is a predicted model, not a curated record. Gene Ontology annotation, cellular component: membrane. NCBI's taxonomy places the organism in Eukaryota, Metazoa, Chordata, Mammalia, Primates, Cebidae. Gene Ontology annotation, biological process: G protein-coupled receptor signaling pathway; chemotaxis; vasculogenesis. Gene Ontology annotation, molecular function: chemokine binding; coreceptor activity; G protein-coupled receptor activity.